Molecule: messenger RNA, 2544 nt
Organism: Erigeron canadensis
Lineage: Eukaryota; Viridiplantae; Streptophyta; Magnoliopsida; Asterales; Asteraceae
Product: zonadhesin-like
Exons: 9
Coding region: 168-1691 (507 amino acids)
Source: RefSeq, a predicted model, not a curated record
CAAAGAACAAGUUCUUGCUCUCUCUGAAAAUCAAUCUCUCUGAAUCAAAAUCUCUGCAAAUAUUCAUUCUAAUAAUAAUAAUAAUCUCAAUCGAUCUUUCUGCCUCUUAUUAUAAUUCUUUAUAUAUAUAUAUUUUGUUUGUAUAUUUGUUAUUAUUUUCAGGUACUAUGGAUACGGCUACAAAGACGUCUUCAUCUUCAACUGUUUCGAUUGCGUCACCGAACUUUGCUGUUGUCAUGUGUAUCAUUCUAGCUAUUUUGUCCUGUAACAGUAUUAGCACUUUUCUUUUGCUGUUAUGCGGGCAUGUUGCGAUUCUUUCGGGAUUUCUUAUUUUACUUGGUUCAAUGGAACCCAAGGAAGAGAUAACGUCGCUUGAGGAAAUGGAUGUUGAUGAUGCUCAAAUGAUCGAUCAGAUUCCUGUUUUUAUGGCGCAUUAUGAAACAAUGCAUGUUGAUAUGGAUGUAACCUCUGCAUCUUCAUCUCAUCCAACAAUUGUUUUGGGUACAGAAUAUCCACCCGUGCCUGCCAGAAAACAGGAAAUGCCCGCUCUAAUAUCACUGAAGCCCACCAUUCUGGCCAGAGAAGUUCCAGUCCGUACUGAAGAUUCACCAAUAUGUAAAUCCUCGACGUUUGAGCUCAAGCUACCAAUCCCUGCCAAGAAACUACCGUCCCCUGCCAUUAUGACGAAAAAGAUGCCAGUUCCAAGUGGAGAACUGCCAAUAAGUGUAUCCUCUGCUUCUAUGCCUAAACCGCUGUACUGUGCCAAAAAAAAGCGGGUCCCUGUCCGAAACCUGCUGGUCCGUACCAAGAAACCGCAGGUCCUUGUCCAAACACUGCUGGUCCGUACCCAGAAACCACGGGCCCCUGUCCAAACACCGCUUGCCCCUACCCCAAAACCACCGGUCUCUGCCCAAAAACUACAGGUCCCUGACCACAAACUGCUCCCUGCCCCAAAACCACAGGUUGCUACCCAAAAUCUGCGGCUCCCUGCCCCAAAACCGCCUUCUUCUCGAACAUCACAGGUUGCUACCCAAAAACCGCAUGUCCCUAUCCAAAAACCACGAGUCCCAGCCCAAAAACUACGGGUCCCUGACCAAAAAGCACUCCCUUCCCAAAAACCACAGGUUGUUACCCAAAAUCUGCGGGUCCCUGCCCAAAAAUCACUGUUCUCUGUCCAAACACCGCUUGCUCCUACCCAAAAACCACCUGUCUCUGCCCAAAAACUACUGUUCCCUGACCAAAAACCGCUUCCUGUCCAAAAACCACAGGUUGCUACCCAUAACCUGCGGGUCCCUGCCCAAAAACCGCCCUCUUCCCGAACAUCACAGGUCGCAACCCAAAAACCACAGGUCCCUAUCCAAAAACCACGGGUCCCUGCCCAAAAAAUACGGGUCCCAGACCAAAAACCACUCCCGUCCCAAAAACCACAGGUUACUACCCAAAAUCUGCGGGUCCCUGCCCAAAAACUGCUCUCUUCCAAAAAAUCCCAGGUCGCUACCCAAAUACCACAGGUUUCUGUCCGAAAACCACGAUUCCCUCCCAUCCUGGCCAGAAAACCAUUAGUUCCAAUCGUAUUACCAUUACGUGCUUCCACUAAUUCUGAGGUCAAACUGCCACAUGCUAAAAUACCUCAUAAAUUUGUUUCUUCUACUUGUGAGCUCAACCGACCUGUGCUUCAAUGGAAGUUCUAAUUUCAAAUCAUUCUUUGACCUGAAGACAAUGGUGAACAGGGCUUGCAGCUGAGCUACAAGCAAAGCCGUACUACCUAUACAGCUAGGGAUGUUCUUCUACGCAUGAUUUUGCUAUAUUUGGUAGAUAUUAGCUGGUUGAAACUUAAUUUUCUACUUGUAUUUGUAGGCCACAAAGAGUGCAUGCAGCUCAACAGAUCAUCUUCAGUUGUUGGAUGUGGGACCAACUUCAGUUAUAGCUAAGCAAAUAUAAGGGUACCGCUUGUGGUUCACUUGUUUUUGGGGCUUUAGGAAUCCUAUUCAGUUUGAAACAAGCAAGUAUAUCUGUUGGGAUUGCACUUCAAAAGAAUUCCUCUUAGCAUUGCUUUUGUCUCUAUGUGCCCUAAACCAACAUUAAAUGGAUCAUGCUAUUAUUUUUGUGCUGUAAGCAACAAGCUUUUGUCUUAUGUACAAACAAGCGCCGAAUGGGCUAAUCUGUAGUGCAAGAUAAAUAUGACUGCCAUGUAUAAAAGGUGUUUCAUGAUUUUGAUGUUGUCGUGGUGGAAAGUUCUAUCAAGGAGUUGUUAUUGUUCAGUUUAGUAGUUGUCGGCAUGCUGCAGGUAUUUGCAUGCUGCAGAUUACUUGGAAUCUUCCACGUCCAGGAACUGUUAUGACGUAGAGGAAUGUGGUUGUCAUCCCCAGUUCUUUAAUUACGGCCCAACUCCAGGUAUGUCAAAAUAAGAAAAACCUAGAAUAUGCACUUCACUUUAUAUUUAAAGCAUAAUUUGGAUUUAGUAUUUGAACCAACUUUCUUUUGACAUGUUAGCCAUUCUGCUGUUGUGAACUACUUUUUCAAUGUGAAGGGUGCUCUGCAAAC